AUGAUUGAUGAUAUACGCAACUUGACUUCAAUCAUUCUUGCAAACUUGAAGAAUGACAUAAUCGCCAAUUUUGUCACUAGGGUCCCACUAUUACUUGUACUAGACCCCGAAUCAUUUGAACCGCCAUUUACAAAUGCAUUGGAUGAAUACUUGACUGGUAAGCUUGUCAGUUAUAGCAGCGGCUAUAAUGUCAGUACCAACUUGGCAAAUGCAAAUGGCUUUACUGUUUUCUCCUUUCACAUUGUUACAGGGUAUCUAAUCACAUUUUUGCAAAUUGUAUUUGGUGCGUUGGAUAUAAUUUACAGUUUACUAAGAUUGUGUCUGAGUGCAAUAUUCUUUGGCAUUUUCUUGAGUUUAUUUGUAUUCUGUUUUAUUUGGCUUGGUGUUACAAUAAAUAGAAGAUGGAAAUUGAUUGCGUUGAUUAUACGCAACCUUGAGUUUGAAAAUGUUUGCUAA
Molecule: messenger RNA, 456 nt
Organism: Lodderomyces elongisporus
Lineage: Eukaryota; Fungi; Ascomycota; Pichiomycetes; Serinales; Debaryomycetaceae
Exons: 1
Coding region: 1-456 (151 amino acids)
Source: RefSeq, a predicted model, not a curated record